GUGCGCGCGGCGGCGGCGCCGGGGCAGCAGCGCGUCCUGCGGCUCGCGGGGGCCGCGCGGGGCCUCCCAGAGCCGCCGGGCCCGGCCCGAGCGCCAGCGGCUAAAAACAAUAAACAGUUGAACUUCUCUUUAUGAAACUGAUCAUCACUCAAGUGUAGUUUUUGAUGUAUGGUCUCUAAAGCCCCCCACUAUGCCAGCAGCUACUGUAGACCAUAGCCAAAGAAUCUGUGAAGUUUGGGCUUGUAACUUGGAUGAAGAGAUGAAGAAAAUUCGUCAAGUUAUACGGAAGUAUAACUAUGUAGCCAUGGACACAGAAUUUCCGGGAGUGGUUGCAAGGCCUAUUGGAGAAUUCAGAAGCAACGCAGACUAUCAGUACCAACUCUUGCGCUGCAAUGUCGACUUGCUAAAAAUAAUUCAGCUAGGACUGACAUUUAUGAAUGAGCAAGGAGAAUAUCCUCCAGGAACUUCAACUUGGCAAUUUAAUUUUAAAUUUAACUUAACAGAAGAUAUGUACGCUCAGGACUCUAUUGAACUGUUGACGACAUCUGGUAUCCAGUUUAAAAAGCAUGAAGAAGAGGGAAUUGAGACACAGUAUUUUGCAGAACUGCUCAUGACAUCAGGAGUUGUACUGUGUGAAGGAGUCAAGUGGCUUUCCUUUCAUAGCGGGUAUGACUUUGGCUAUCUAAUCAAAAUCCUGACAAACUCCAAUUUACCUGAGGAAGAGUUGGACUUCUUUGAGAUACUGCGGUUGUUUUUCCCUGUAAUCUAUGAUGUAAAAUAUCUCAUGAAGAGUUGCAAAAACCUGAAGGGUGGAUUACAAGAAGUGGCUGAGCAGUUAGAGCUGGAAAGGAUAGGACCACAGCAUCAGGCAGGAUCCGAUUCUUUACUCACAGGAAUGGCCUUUUUCAAAAUGAGAGAAAUGUUCUUUGAAGAUCACAUUGAUGAUGCCAAAUAUUGUGGCCACUUAUAUGGCCUUGGUUCGGGCUCAUCUUAUGUACAAAACGGCACAGGAAACGCUUAUGAAGAAGAAGCCAACAAGCAGUCAUGACAUGAAAUGAAAGGCCAUCUUUUUGACCUCCACAUGCUUGUAUAUAGGUUUUAUCUCUGGCUGAACCCCUUGGACAAUAAGGCUUUUUUCCCCCCUUUCUCAGUACACUUUCUUUUCUGCCUUUCUAUGUACUAAACUUGACUGUUCCUAUCACAGAUUUUGAUCUUGAUAUGUAAAAUUUUCUGGGUUACAUUUUGGCCUCUUAACUAGCCCAUUUGUAAAGAAGCAUGUAUAGGAUCAGUGUGGAAGAGAGAGGGGGAAAGUUGAAUCAUAAUGAACAGUCUGGUAAACUUAUAUUGUUUUUCCAGUUUUUUUUCUCUUUCCCCUCCCUUCUUCAAUUAAUUGGCUCUGAUUGUAAUUAACUUCCCUCUUCAUGUCUGUUCCUUCCACUUGCAGGCGUUUUAGCUAUUCAAGAUUGUGGACCAUCAAAUUUGCACUUUAGAGAGAGACUGACUCAGAUCCUCUGUUUUAUUUGAAGUUUGUUUUGGUUUUUUCUCUUGCCCUCAGCUAGAAAACAAUCAUCUGCCAAGUUCAGCAGCUUCAAGCUGUAUUUCCUUGGCAUCUCACCCCGUAAUCUCUGUUUGUUAAAGCGAAACAAACUACUGAAAUCAUAGUAACUGCUCUUAUUUUACUAUUGUUCAGUCAUCUUCAAACACAUCCUGCACGUGUCAACUGCUGUUUGGCCUGCUGCUUUAAAACCGCUCUGUGAUGGGGGAAAGAGGCUUGAAAAAACAGCUUUACACCCUUCAGGAAAAGAACAGCUAUGUCUUUAGCCUUUUUGCCAUUAAGCUGAGAGUUGAAGGAUAUUGGAAAAGUAGAAGUCUUGUAAUGGCACACUUCCCUUGAUUAACCUCCUAGCUUUUAUUCUAGUAAUGUGCACCUCAGAUAUUUUUUAUGAAGUCAUAUUUAUUAUGUACUUGAUUUCAUGAUUUUUGUAAGUCAGUUUAGUUGAAGAUAAAACCCAAAGAUCUGAAAAAAUACUAUUUAAUUGAAAUAUUGAAUUAGAAGGACAAUUAAAUCAUGCUUUUUUGUAGUUGUUACAAAGACAGAUGUUACAGAUACUUGUUGUAAAACAACAAAAUAUGAAUAAUUUACAGCUAAUAAAGUUACCUGAGGAGUGUAAUGCUAGCUUAUUUUUGAGUAUAUUUUACAAUGUAUUUUAGAUAUAUUGUUUUAAAGGACCCUGGAGUAUGUUCUCAACUCUGCAUAGCAUGUAUACAGAGCAGUUGUGCAGGAAGGAGUUUUGGUAUUGAAUAGCUAAAUCCUAGCCUGAAAUGAUGGAACGUGUGACAUUGUGUGUCUGCGUGUGCGCACGUGUGUGUGACACAGAAAUCAAUGGUAGAAAAAUCUCCAAAUGUUCACCAAAUAUUCUGUUUUAUCCUGUACUUAAAAGCAAAAGAUCAAACACCUUUCUCUCAUUGAAUUAUGAUGAUGUAACUGGGCAGUCCUUUUUAAACAAGUAAUUUGCAUAACAGAGGGUAUUUGUUUUUAAAGCUUUUGUAAAUAAAUGCCUAAGAAAUGUUUUCUUACAUAA
Pipra filicauda (Wire-tailed manakin) is the source of this 2582-nucleotide messenger RNA. RefSeq names its product CCR4-NOT transcription complex subunit 7 (gene CNOT7). The coding region runs from base 191 to 1048 and encodes 285 amino acids. The transcript has 7 exons. Gene Ontology annotation, cellular component: CCR4-NOT complex; P-body; CCR4-NOT core complex. The record is from RefSeq and is a predicted model, not a curated record. Lineage: Eukaryota; Metazoa; Chordata; Aves; Passeriformes; Pipridae. Gene Ontology annotation, molecular function: nucleic acid binding; poly(A)-specific ribonuclease activity.